AUGACCUGGGUGGAAGCACAACCAUGUGGUCAAACAAGAUGGUCCGAACUCAAAGAAGAGCUCAUGACCUCACCUGCGUUCUGUGUACACAAGUGGAUUCGACGAAGUGAUAACAUGGGAGCAGAUGUUGAGCAUGAGCUCGAAGAACCGAUGUACACCUACAUGUGGAUUAUGUUCUUCUCUGCCUUUAGCUGCAGCCUUUCCAAGGUAAUCGAACGUAAUUCAAAGGUCGAUCCUCUGGCAGUAGAUGGCUUACUAUCUCGAAUAGCUGAAAGCUCCAUGGAUGAAAUGACAUUUCGAUUACGACAAGCAUUCUAUAGCAUUGCUUUGGAAAAAUACUCGCGCACCUUACUGGCGGAGACUGGAGGAAUCAGCGAUUACGAAGAAUGGUUAUUGGAACGAUUUAUCACCCAGCUUGCAAGACUUUCUAUAAACGGCUCAAAAGUGACUAAUCCUGCUCGUUCCGAAAGUGUUGCUGAUGUCUCAGUGAAGCCGCAAGAGGGCCCAAUAUCGAGCUUAUUACUACCAUACUCUGACGAUGGGCAGGAGUCUCACAAGAUGAAGAUUACGUUGGAAACUUUUACAAAUGAGCCCCUUGUUGCACAUCAUAGAAAGUUGGUGACUGCAGACGAUCUGAGGAUGAUGGACUCACCGGCGUCUGCGAGUGAGAGUCAUGCAUCCUCGCUUCUAUAUCGACUACCUCUAUGGCAAAUGCUACUCGCUACGAUCUUUUCCGCUUUAUUCAUGGUCCUCAUCUCGAUGAUGCUCAUAAUGUGCGUCCGCGGGCGGAAGAAAAAAGCUACUUUUGCGAAAACACUGCCGCUCCCAUUCUCACUUCGAGACAGAGGUACCCAUGCUCUUCCAAACACUAGCAACACGCCUGGAUCACUUCUGAAUCGCCUUGGACAAUUGCACGCGACAGAGACAAUCGUGAGAGAACGAAAAGACGGAGAAGUCUGGAUGCGACCAUGCACAGCUCACAAUGCGCCCGGAGCGUUGCCGAGAGUCUAG
Cylicocyclus nassatus is the source of this 1011-nucleotide messenger RNA. The record is from the annotation of a GenBank genome assembly. NCBI's taxonomy places the organism in Eukaryota, Metazoa, Nematoda, Chromadorea, Rhabditida, Strongylidae.